Entrophospora sp. SA101 is the source of this 1245-nucleotide messenger RNA. NCBI's taxonomy places the organism in Eukaryota, Fungi, Glomeromycota, Glomeromycetes, Entrophosporales, Entrophosporaceae. The record is from the annotation of a GenBank genome assembly.
AUGUUAAAAUUUAUUUCCUACGUGUAUAUAUUAAUCGAGCAUGUUGUACAGUGUCCAUUUUUAACAUUAGAAAUUGAAACUGAAGAAGAAGCUGUCAGACUUGUCAGACGUGCUAUAUUAAUAAGAAAAAUUUAUGAAUUAUGGGCAGUAGAAAAAACAUACGAAGAAAUACACUCGCAUGUUAAAGCAAAACCUGAAAGAUGGCCUCAAUAUGAUUAUAUGUCAUUUAAAUUUUCAGUAUCAGCUUUUGGAUCUACAUGCUCAUUAGAUUAUCAAGUUCGUAUCAUUAAUUCAUUUUCUUAUCUUGGGUUCAAAGGUGAUAUUGAUUUGAAGAAUCCACAAGUACAAUUUGCUGUAUUAGAAGAUUAUGGAAUGGAUUUAUCAUCGGGAAAUAGGGAUCUUGUAAAUAAGUUUAAUUUGAAAAAACGUAAUUAUAUUGGAAAUACAUCCAUGGAUGCAGAACUAUCAUUAAUUAUGGCUAACCAAGCAUUGGCAUCGUCAGGCAAAUUGAUAUAUGAUCCGUUUGUUGGAACCGGUAGCUUUCUGUUUACAUGUUCACAUUUUGGAGCGUAUACAAUUGGAUCUGAUAUAGAUGGACGACAAAUUCGUGGUCAAGGUAAUGAAUCUAUUAAAUCAAAUAUAAAACAAUAUCAACUUCAAGAUAGAGUUUUAGAUAACUUGGUGUUUGAUAUUGUCCAUCAUCCAUGGAGAGAAGGUACUUUGUUUGAUGCAAUAAUUACAGAUCCACCAUAUGGUGUUAGAGCAGGAGCUAAAACACUUGGUAGAAAGGAUCCAACAAAAAAACCAAUCAAAACACAUUUAAUUGAUGGAAUUCCAGCGCACAAACAUCAAGAUUAUUAUCCACCAACAAAGCCAUAUGAAAUGUCACAAUUACUUAUUGAUCUAUUGGAGUUUUCAGCAAAAUAUCUAGUAGUUGGUGGAAGAUUGGUAUAUUGGUUACCAAAUGUUGUGGAUGAAUAUUCCAGCACUGACAUACCAACUCAUCCUUGUAUAGAAUUAAUUUCCAACAGUGAACAGAGAUUUGGACAAUGGAGUAGACGUUUGAUAACAAUGGAAAAAGUGAAAGAAUAUAUAAUAGAUCAUCAAACACAUGUGAAUGUUAAAGAGCAUUCGGAGGAUUCUUUGUUGUUUCUUCAGAAAGAUAAAGACGAUGUUACAGAUUGCAAACAAACUGAAGAAAAGAAACCCAGUCACUAUUUAUUUAGAGAAAAGGUUAGAAAAUAA